Messenger RNA from Orbicella faveolata, 5118 nucleotides. RefSeq lists its product as uncharacterized. The record is from RefSeq and is a predicted model, not a curated record. NCBI's taxonomy places the organism in Eukaryota, Metazoa, Cnidaria, Anthozoa, Scleractinia, Merulinidae.
AGAAAAAAGACAAAGUUUGUUAUAUAUCAUUGAAAAAUGGUUCUUGAAUCACAAAACAGUAUUGAAGGUUUUUGUUACCUGCAUGACAAUGUUGUUAUAUAUUAGUAAUAAGUUCUGACUCCAUUAUGGUAGCUUACAAAUUACUUCAAGUUGUAUUUUGGCAAUUAAAAGAUCUUAGCUCAUUAACUCCUGAACCAACUAAAAUAAAAGUAGGUAUCCAAAUACAAAACCUGGAAAGUCCAAACAAUCAAAGGCUCAUCAGCUAACUCAACAAAUGAACAGGCAAUGUAAUUAUAGUAGAAAUUUGCCAUCUCAAACCCGGUUAUCUCCAAAUCCCCCCUAUCUCGAACUCAAAUUAUUUCUCUUAAAUGCAAAAGCCAUUUGGACAAGAAUGCAUGACAAUUUAUGUAAAAACAUGUUAAUCACGCAUGACAACAGUGGAAAAAAUAUUUUGUCACAACUUUUAAAGGCCCAUUUUCACCCUUGAUGCAUUGAGCACCAUGAUACUUUGAUCCUGGAUUUUGUGUUACAUGAAAUUACCGAAUUUUCCGAAGCAAACUUGCAUAGCUUGUUCCCAAAGCAAUCCUUGGAAUAUUUUUAAUUCUCUUGCUGUAAAUACUUUCUCUUGUUGUCAUUGUUUAUAUUUCUGAAAGUAUUUUGUAAAUAUUCUGUAUAUAUUCAUAGAUUUUGUUCUGUGAAGACUAUGUGUGCCUGACGAAAUGGCCCCCAUUACAUGCCGUCGUGUUGGGAGACCAAAGUUACCUGGCUCUUUGAAGUCGAUUCGGUUCAGGGAAUCUGUUUUUAAUUUCUGGAGGGAUAGAAAAGAAGCUCUGGGAAUUUCAGAACACACAGACAGUGAGUUUGCAGAAUUCCUGUUACAUUGUUGAAGGUGAGGUUUGCUGCUUGACAGCUACAUGGUGUAAACCAUUUGUUCUGCUUCUUACAUAAAUUUAUUUUCCUGUGUUGCCGAUACACAUCUCCAGGCAGCAUUUGUAGUCAAUUUUCUUCCUUUCCUUAUUAGAUCAAACACCAGUUGUGAAUCUGCAGGGGUAAAUUUACCUCUGUCUUGUGAAGAAGAUAAUGAUACAAGUAAGCAAGUUCUUUUUAUUAUUGUAAGUCUCACAUAAGCUUUUAAGCUUAUACAUGUACAAGCUUAGAAACUUACCUAAGCUUAGAUUUUAUUUUUUGUGUGUAUAUUUAUUCGAUAAAUAUUUAAUGUUCUUAUAAAUAGGUUAUUUACAAACAUAUUAUUUGCUGGUUUAUUGUAGAUGCAGUUCCCUUGUUUUCUACCCCUAUUCGUGCAAAUCGUGCUGGUGAGUCGCCCUCAAGUUGUGUUGAUGUCACAGGGAUAUCAGACUCGGGGAACAAAGAGAACCAGAUCCAGGGCAUUCAAGAAGUCAACUGUUUGACCAGACCAAUAAUAGUUUGACUGGCAACCCAUUCUCUGCUGGUGGGGUUGAAAGUGAUGACAGCCUGUCUGAAGAAGACUCUCAUACAUCAGUUGAGCCUAUAUUUGAUGAUCAUCAUUUUCCUGACUUGGAGCAAAGGAAUGCAAAUAAAGGAUAUAGCAUUGUGGCGCAAAGAGAUAUCUUUUUUUUUCAAGCAUUAAAAACAAUAUGACAAGCACAGCAAGUAGAAUAUUUAAAAAUAAUUGGAUGAGGUUGAGCAAAAUAUUGUGUUUUGUCAGACAUGAGCAGAUCAAUUAUUUGCUGAAGCCGAAGGUUUGAGCAAAUAAUUUAUCUGCGUGACUCUGACAAAUCACGAUGUUUUGCGAUAACCAAGUUCAAUAAUUGUUUUAUAAUUCGAUCACCAGGUUUGCUUAAUAUUUUAAUCCCUUCUUGACUGAUCAGGGAAGCCAUCUGCCAUUUUUCACUCAUGAAUGUGGUUUCAAUUACCCAUGGGCAGAAUAUUAUUUGCAGCAAAACACAUUGAGAUGUUACUUAUGCAUGAGCAUACUGUUAUCUGUAGCCAGUUAUUUGCAGGUCAUGUAGUGGGAUCUCAACCAAUGGAAAGGAAGAAAAAAUGCAUCGAAUGAUAAAAUUCAUUAUUGAUAUCUUCAAGCCACUGAGGAUAUGGAAAAUACACUACUUGGAUCCCGAUGUAGUAUUGUAUGAAUUAUACAAUUAGUGUAUUUUCAACUGUGUAUUGUGCAGUUCCAGAAAAAAUCCAUACAACCCCCACGUAAGGGAUUGGAAUUUCCUGGGGUUGGGAACGGGGGGGGGGCUCUGUAAGACCAAACAAUUAAAGAAAUGUAUGAAGUUUAAUUGACAAUUCAAGACAGAGUGCAGUUAUGACUCAUAGUAAAUGAAUGUCCCAUACAUUCAACCAAUAUGUAAGUCAUAGUUCACAAUGUCAAAAAUUUCACAAGAUUUUAAUGUACUUCUGUGUGCAGUGUGAACAUCAUUGUGGAAGAUCUUAACAGGAGUGACACAUCUAGUGAUGAAUUCAGUGAUUACGAUGAAUGGAGUCUUGAUAGCUAUGGCAGUCCUGAGCAUCCUGAAGUUACAGUUGCUUGGUGAAAAGUGAGUAGGGUCAACCUUCAAUGAUUAAAGUUAGUAUGCAAACACCAGUUUGUGAAAAUACAAAUAUAUAAUUUUAAUUGAAAUAUAGGCUUGUAACAUUGCCUGUUCUGUAUGCAUGUUUGAAGAUAGGCACACCAUCAUAUGUCACACAGUAAAGAGUUGUUCUGCAGUUCAUCAUGAUGGGGCUGGGAGGGGGCUGGGGAGGGGGUGGUGAAUAUUAUAGCAAUUAAUAUAAUAAUAUUAUGCUGCUUAUUCACAGCAUGGACGUCAGCAGUGAGGAGGAUGAAAGAACCCUUACAAUGGUUGAUCCUUCUUAUGGUGCCGAAGAUGAUUCAAGCUGUGUUCAUCAUACUGCUGCUGUAGCUCCUUGUAUUGUUGCUGAAACCCCUUAACCUACUGACAUUGAUGAUGUACCAGCCAUGUUUGUGGCGCUGCUGGAAGUUCUGCUAUCACUGAGGCCCUUCAACAAGAAUUAAGCAUGCCCCAGGAAGAAGAAACCACCAAAUCAGCAGAGAAAAAUCAAGUUGAAAUUCUUAAGAAGCUAGAGGAUGCUUUCCAGCAGCUUACUAGCAAAGGUGAUCUUGAGACAUUACUAGUCCUUCACUCACGAAUGAGGGUUAUGGUCUCCAUCAAUAAGCUUCUGGAACUUUCAGGAGAUAAAUGCGCCCUUGGUGGCGAGGGACUUCAUUUGAAGGAAGAUGUGAAGACCAUUGGGUCCAGAGUUGAGAUCAUUCGCAUAUGUAAGAAUGGGCAUUGCCAGAAAUGGGUGUCCUCAGAAGUCUUGCAUGUAGGAGUGAAGAACAAUGUAGAGUUUUUCCUGAAUGAUUCCCUUCUUGCAGCAGCAAUAAUCAUUUCUGGGAAUAACUACAGCAAAUUUUCCUUGCUAUGUAAAGCCCUUAGAUUAACUGUUAUCAGCAGCAACACAUUUACAAGAUUCCAGAAGCACUGUGCAGCCCCUGUGGUUGAGGAGAUUUGGGAUGAAAUGAACUCUUCAAUAACUGGUAUUCUUCAACAGUAUGACGACUUGUGUUUGUGUGCUGAUGGCAGGAAUGACUCUCCAGGACAUAGUGCAAGAUAUUGUGUCUACAUGCUAAUGGAGCAUGCCAGCAAAGUAGUUGUGGACAUGGCAGUUGUUGACAAAAGGGAGACAGGGGGUAACUCAGAUGUCAUGGAGAAAGAAGGUCUGAGACGACUUCUUGAGAAGAUGGCUAGUGUCCUUCCUGUCAGUGAGCUUGCAACAGAUGCUUCUUCAUCAAUUAUGAAGCUUGUGCAUGAUAUGAAAGGUAUGCUUAUGUUGAUUGCAAAUUUUCAUCUCGAGCAUCUCAUCAGCCAAGUCUUAAAUCCCUUUAUUCUCAGUGUUUGGAAUGGCUACCCUUAGAGGCCUUGAGUAUAAAUACAUGUAUUCGAACUUCUUUGGGUGCAGUUUUUUCCCCAUAUAAACCCCACAGCUGGUGAUUACUUGGUAUAUUAAAUAGUAAACAGUUAUUUUCAUCAAGGAAGUAAAGAAACCUGGACUUGAUCACCAACAGUUGUGCUUGUGCCUUGAGAAUUAUAACUAUUGAUAAAACAGCAAUCAGAGAGAGCUUCAUUGUCAAUAGGCCCUUUGCACAAUCCGGUCACAUGUUUCGGAAUUAAGUAUGCUGGGACACAAGUUACACAGUGGGACUUCCAAAACAAAGGAACCCGUACCAGUCCAGCCCGAUUUUCCUUUAUUUUAAAAGUCCCACUGUGUAACUUGCAUCCCAGAAUAAUGAAUUCCAUGCCAUGUGAGAGGAUUGUGCAACAGGGGUAUUAACUAAUAAUAGCUGGUUUUGUUUGGGUAGAAAAAUUUCCACAGUUGUUGGAACUGUUUCACUCUCUUGAUAUUUGGCACAAGGCAAAGAAGCUGAGAAGUGUCUUCAUCAAGUAAGUGCAGGUUUUGUCAAUGUCAUUUACAUGUUGCAUGUAUGGUCUAGUUUCCCAAAUGAAACAAAUGUUUCUAGUUGUCUUUGUUCUGAGUAAGUUGGCCACCCUACUUUGUAUCUUUGAGCUAAAUUUGCCUCUGUUUUUGUUUUGUUUUGUUUUGCUUUUUGCAACAGGCUGCUCACAUCAGAGGAUGUGAACCUCUGAAAGAGUGGAUUGAUGACAUUGUCAACCACUUCUGGUUUUGCCGUCAAAGUUGUGAUGGAGGUGUGGAUGAACUGAAGGUUAGAAACAAUUUUUUUAAUUGAAUAUUGUGCUAGACAGGAGUGCCAUUGUUGCGUGAUCUACACAAAGCAGUUUUGCUGUACAGUUUUUUUCCUUUGAGAUGCAAUUAUCUUACUGUUGUCUUAUUGUUUGGUUUGAGUGCAUGACACUUCAUCUCACAUUAAUCAGAAUCUUCAGCUGAACUAAUGUUUACUGUCUUAUUAAUGUUCAUGAAGUUACCUUGGACUUCUUGUUUCUCUAGUAAUUUUUUGUUUAGCUCUAGUAGCGUUCAUGUUUAUCAUUUUUAAUUUUUAGAAAACUUGGUUUGGUGUUCUUCACCAUGUUUGUGGGGAACACGAAUGGGCUGGAGGAGCCUGCAAGCAUUCCCCUGAUGAAACAGAAACUUCAGGAAAGAUGUAUUCGGUGAAGU